This is a messenger RNA of Arvicanthis niloticus (Nile rat), 2249 nucleotides long. Its product is annotated as solute carrier family 22 member 27-like. Gene Ontology annotation, biological process: transmembrane transport. Gene Ontology annotation, molecular function: transmembrane transporter activity. Lineage: Eukaryota; Metazoa; Chordata; Mammalia; Rodentia; Muridae. The record is from RefSeq and is a predicted model, not a curated record.
AAUUCUUGGUGACUUUAAAAGAAGAAGCUCCAUACCUAGCCCUUAGCUCAUUAGAAGGUAAUGUUUCUAUGACUGCAAUGGAGAAAUGAUGAGGGACACAUUAAGAACAACUCAGGAUCAACCCUGCUUAGGGUAUCUUUCUGGAAUAUAAGUUCUCUUUAAAUGCUUUGUACUAUCCUACAUGAAAGUAUUAUUUGUCACCCAUUGGAGAUAGUUAUCAGCCUCAAUGGCCUUUCAGGAACUCCUGAAUCAAGUUGGAAGCCUAGGGAGAUUCCAGAUCCUUCAGAUAACUUUUGUUAUCUUCGUCAAUGGCCUUAUAAUAAGUCAUAUUAUAAUGGAGAAUUUUACUGCAGCCAUUCCUAGUCAUCGGUGCUGGGUCCCUAUACUUGACAAUGACACUGUCUUUGAUAAUGACAGUAGGACACUGAGCCAAGAUGACCUCCUGAAAAUCUCCAUCCCCUUGGACUCUAACCUGAGACUGGAUAAGUGUCGUCGUUUUGCCCAACCACAGUGGCAUCUUCUUCAUUUGAAUAUCACUUUCUCCAGUGUGACAGAGCCAGACACUGAGCCCUGUGUGGAUGGCUGGGUGUAUGACAGGAGCAACUUCUUUCCCACCACUGUGACUGAGUGGGACCUGGUAUGUGAAUCUCAGGCACUGAAUUCUGUCACUAAAUUUUCAUUCAUGACUGGCCUAUUUAUAGGAGGUAUCAUAUGUGGCCAUCUGUCAGACAGGUUUGGGAGGAAGUUCAUUUUAACUUGUGCUUUAUUACAAUUGGCCAUCACUGAAACCUGUGUAGCUUUUGUUCCCACCUUCCUCAUCUACUGCUCACUUCGAUUCCUGGCAGGAAUGUCUGUGGAACCCAUAUUAAUGAAUAGCAACUUGCUCAUGUUAGAAUGGACAAGACCUAAAUUCCUAGCCAUGGUACCAGUGAUUUUAUCUUGUGCUAAUAGUAUUGGAAACAUGGUAUUGGCAGGCCUGGCUUUUUUUUUUCGAAACUGGCACCACCUCCAGCUGGCAAUGUCUGUGCCAAUAUUCUUCUUCCUUAUACUCACAAGGUGGCUCUCAGAGUCAGCUCGGUGGCUGAUUGUGACCAACAAACCCCAGAAGGGCUUAAAGGAACUUAGAAAAGUUGCACACAUGAAUGGAUUGAAGAAUUCUGGAGACACCCUAACCAUGGAGGUUGUGAGAACAAGUAUGAAGAAGGAACUUGAGGCAGCAAAGACAAAACCUUCUCCAAGAGACUUGUUCCACACACCCAUCCUACGUAAGCGGAUAUGUCUCCUGUCCUUUGUGAGAUUUUUAUUAACACUAUCAAUUUUUGGCAUGUCAAUUCACCUCCAACACCUGAGUACUAAUGUUAUCCUGUUGCAGUUUCUCAUUAGUUCAGUGUCCAUACUAUUAAGUGUUAUUGGACAUUUUGUACUUAAUCACAUGGGCCGUAGAAUAUCUCAGCUGGCUUUCAUGUCCCUGAGGGGAUUCUUCAUUCUGACUGUCAUAUUUGUACCUCAAGAAAUGCAGACCCUGCGUAUUAUUAUGGCCACAUUGGCAGGAGCACUUUCUUCUGUAUGUAUUGGUAUUAGUGGUCUUUAUACAAAUGAGCUACUCCCGACCACACUAAGGGCAACAAGUGCAGGAGCCAUUGGAAUGUUUGGUAAUAGUGGAUUAAUCCUGGCCCCCCUGUUUAUGAUGCUAGCGACAUACUCUACCAAAUUGCCUUGGAUCUUCUAUGGAGGCUUCUCCAUCCUCAAUGGGCUUACUGUGUUUCUCCUUCCUGAAACUAAGGAUCAGCCUCUUCCUGAGUCCAUCCAUGAUGUAGGAAAUGAUUGGAAAGAGUCAAGACAAUCAAAGAAAGAGGAUCCCAUCAUUAAAGUCACAAGGUUUUAAGGAACUCCUGGAUUUGUCAUCUGAUCAAAGAACAAGAGAAAAAAUGGUAUUCGGAACAUGAUGACAUUUUUUUCAGAAUGAUUACUCAGAAUUACACAUUGAUAUUGUCAAACUUCUUAAUAAAUAUAGAUAAAUAGAAAACACAGAUCACAUUGGAAAUGCUGCGAUAGAUUACUAUAUGUCAAAUACCUAGGACUAAUCACAUAAGUGAUUUGAAGAAUUGAAAAGAACAUUGAAAGAAAUCCUGCUUGACUAUUUCUGUAAUCAUGCAUAUUAUUUCUGGAUAAUAUAUAUAUUCUAUUUUUCCACUGCUGUGGUACAAUGCUUGAGAAAAUUAAAGGAAGCAAUCUUUAUUGUUUUUCCC